Molecule: messenger RNA, 6548 nt
Organism: Phycodurus eques (leafy seadragon)
Lineage: Eukaryota; Metazoa; Chordata; Actinopteri; Syngnathiformes; Syngnathidae
Gene: zeb1b
Product: zinc finger E-box binding homeobox 1b
Exons: 8
Coding region: 294-3509 (1071 amino acids)
Biological process (GO): anatomical structure development; regulation of transcription by RNA polymerase II
Molecular function (GO): DNA-binding transcription factor activity, RNA polymerase II-specific; RNA polymerase II cis-regulatory region sequence-specific DNA binding
Source: RefSeq, a predicted model, not a curated record
AACAAACCUCAAACGCACUUCCAAGAGGCUGGUCAGGUAUAGCGGUACACACAAGCUAGCGUCUCUCUCUUUCUCUCUCUCUUUUUCUCUCCUCCCUUGUGACUUGCAGUACUUCCUUCGACGGGACCGGUGUCGGCAAGUUAAUGUCGGUCCGGGAGGUACACGAGAAGGUGAUGUCGUAAAGUGUUAGUGUCGUAAACCAGGUGCGGUGAAGGGGAGGGAGGACGCGGAGGGGGAGAGUGGGUGAGAGAGGAGGUGACUCUCCCGCACCAUUUAGACACAACGAAAGGAUCAUGGCGGAUGGCCCCAGGUGUAAGCGCAGAAAGCAGGCCAACCCGAGGAGGAACAACGUGACCAACUACAAUAAUGUGGUGGAAGCUGGCACAGACUCAGAUGAUGAGGACAAGUUGCACAUCGUGGAGGAGGAAGCCAGCCUGGCGGACGGGGCGGACUGCGACAGCACCCUACCAGACGACGAGCACCCCAGGGAGCACUGGGAUGGAGUGAAAGAAGACUGUGUGUCAGACGGCGAGGAUGACGUGAGCACAGACGCUUUGGUGGAGGAGAUGCUGCAGCAAGGGGACACAGCAGUCAUUUACCCAGAGGCCCCGGAGGAUGAGCUGCAACGCCACGGGACUCCGGACGGCGGCAUUCAUGAUGAAAAUGGAACUCCCGAUUCCUUCUCUCAGCUGCUCACCUGCCCCUACUGUUCACGUGGCUACAAGCGUUACAGCUCCCUGAAAGAGCACAUCAAGUACCGGCACGAGAAGACAGAGGAAUGCUUCAGCUGCCCCGAGUGCAGCUACACUUUCGCACACCGCGCACAACUGGAGAGACACAUGACGGCCCACAAGCCAGGAAGGGAUCAGAGACACAUCACACAGUCGGGAGGCAAUCGGAAAUUCAAGUGCACUGAAUGUGGCAAAGCGUUUAAAUAUAAGCACCAUCUGAAGGAGCACCUACGCAUUCACAGUGGAGAGAAACCCUAUGAGUGUUCCAACUGCAAGAAGCGGUUCUCCCACUCGGGCUCAUACAGCUCGCACAUCAGCAGCAAGAAGUGCAUCAGCCUCAUCUCUGUCAACGGAAGACAACGACAGGGCAACAACAAAUCCCAGACCCAGGUUCAGACUCCAAUCCUUCCCACAUCACCCUCUGUCCUCCGCACGCAGAUUAGAGAGAAGCUAGAGCACAGCAAGCCCCUACAGGAGCAGCUGCCCCUCAACCAGAUCAAAAGCGAGCCUAUGGACUAUGAAUACAAACCCAUGGUAAUGACAUCCCCAGCUGUGGCUGGCAUGAAUGCUGGCGUUUACAGCGGAGGGGCUGCAGCUCCUCUGCAGGGCACAGUGCAAGCUGUGGUCCUGCCCACGGUGGGGCUGGUGUCACCCAUCAGCAUCAACAUAGCAGACCUCCAGAAUGCUCUCAAAGUGGCCGUGGACGGUAAUGUUAUUCGCCAAGUCCUGGAAAGCAACGCCAAAGGCCAGGGCCAGGCCAACUUGGGGUUAACCACUGGAACGCUCCAUCCUUCCCAGCAGCAGCUCAUCUCAGCCAUCAGUUUGCCUAUUGUGGGUCAGGAUGGCAAUGCAAAAAUCAUUAUAAACUACAAUUUAGACCCCAACCAAGCCCAACUUGCAGCGCAAAACCUUAAGAAAGAGCAUGAACCAUUUUCAACUGCACAGCCAACCACAGAGCCGUCCAAGUGUCAGAAACUCCCUGAAGAUCUGACCGUCAGAAGCAAGAGGGCCACUGAUACAAAAGAAGAGGAUAAAACCACUAAGACUUGUCUCCUGUGUGAUAGUUGUCCUGCUGGGCUGGAAGCACUCCAUGCCCUCAAACACUGCAAUAAGGAGAGUCUCAGACUCAAUGGAGAGUCUGCUGUUGCUGCCAUGCUGUCAGAGGGAGGACUUUCCAGCCAGCCCAAGAACCUCUUGUCCCUGCUCAAGGCCUACUUUGCCUUAAAUGCAGAGCCCAGCAAGGAAGAGCUGGCCAAGAUCUCCGACUCAGUCAGCCUACCAAUUCAUGUUGUCAAAAAGUGGUUUGACAAAAUGCAGGAGGGUCAAAUAUCACUUGGUGCCCCAACACCCCCUUCAGAGGAAGAGGAUGCCUGCGAUACCAACAGCGUAGUAUCGCUGAUCCAGGGGAAGGGGAUGGCCUCCAUGAGUCCUACUGUGACUCAGGACAGUCCUACAGAAGCAACCCCAGCGGAGGUCAAUGGCUCCCACAGCUCUCCGGGCUCUCCUUUACCACUAAACCCGAGCGGUGACGGUCUCCUUCAGGACCGGACCCCUCACAGCACUGACGCACCACUGGACCUGUCCCUGCCAAAGUCUGACAAAGAGGAAACUGAGGGCGUGGUUGUAAAAUCCCGCAAUUACCCCUCACCUUCCUCAUUCCGUACCAAUCUGGAUGAACCGUUGAACUUAACUUGCACAAAGAAAGAUUCGUCGCCACUCUCAUGUGUGGGCUCCGGCCCUGUCGCACUGUACGCCAGUCCGCCAAGUGCCAAACCCCUCAAUAUUGUGACCACUCAACUCCCCACGCUGGUGGCCAUUGCCGACCAGAGCCCUAUGCAAUGUCUAAGGGCACUGACCACCAAUAACAAACAGACUAUCCUGAUCCCUCAACUGGCUUACACCUAUACCACUACAGCUAGCAGCCCUGCCGGAACCGAAACGCAGGAAACCAUCCACCUCAACGGAAUCAAGGAAGAGAAGCAGGACACAGGCUCAGAGGGCACGUCGGCCAUGGAGGAACACAACGACUCGGACUCGGGGCCUCUGAGGAAGAAGAUGAAGAAGACGGACAGCGGCAUGUACGCCUGCGACCUCUGUGACAAGAUCUUCCAGAAGAGCAGCUCACUGCUCAGACACAAAUACGAACACACAGGGAAACGACCACACGAGUGCAGCAUUUGCACCAAGGCUUUCAAACACAAACACCACUUAAUCGAACAUAUGCGCCUCCACUCGGGGGAGAAACCCUACCAGUGCGACAAGUGCGGCAAACGCUUCUCCCACUCGGGCUCGUACUCCCAGCACAUGAACCAUCGCUACUCUUAUUGCAAGAAGGAGUCUCAGAGCCAAGGCGGAGGCAGGGAGAGCCCGGACGAGGACGCCCUGAGACGGGCGCGGGGCUCGCAACGCGCUCCCUUCCAGAUGGACUCGGACGAGCGAGGGAGCAGCACCAGAGAGGACGAGGAAAGCGAAGAGUUCGAGGAGGAAGAGGAGGAGGAAGGCGCGGUCGACAUGGAUGACAUCCAGGUGGUGCAGAUAGGGGACGAGGGAGGGGAUGACGACAACCAGGCCGAGGAGAAGACGGCGGAGACCGAGGAGGAAGCCGACACGAGACAAGAACACGAAGAGGAGGGAGGCGAGGCGGCGGGGGAUGAGGCGAUGGACGGAGAACAAGGCGUGGCGAGCGAGAGAAAAGACGAGGUCAUGAGAGAGAGCGGGGGCGAAGCGAACGCAGCUUGUGAAGAAAAUGAGAGGCAGGAGAAAGGAGAACGUGACUGAAAGACGAGAGGAGCCAUCAGACUCCUGCUCACUCGUGACAGCUUGCUUCAUUCAGUUCACUACUGUGUAGAGAUCCAGGUGUGCCUGAAAAUUGAAAACAAACAAAAAUACUGGUGACUUUUCCACAGGGGAAAAAAAAAAUUUCUCAAAUCCAUUUGUAAAGAGAAAAAUAUGAAGAAUGCAAAUUUUACUUAAGGAAGGAAAUGCAUUAUACAGACUUUGGAAGCUAGAGCCGACAAGUUUUAGAUAAUGUUUUAUUACUAAAACACCUUGGUUCAUUUCUUUGUAUCAGUGUUACUAAUUUUGCCACUCAUAUUUUAACCCUUAAAUGCUGUACAGUUGGGAGAUAUUUCUAUACCUUUUUAUUGCUAAUGAACAUGAAAAAAGUCAGUAUUUUAUUAAGUUGGAAGGAAAAUAAGACAAAUCCUGUGCACUACAAGCGGCUUGGUUUACGUGAGGAUCGAGCAGUUCAGUUGUGUUUUCUACCCUUCAGUAUUAGCGCACUCGAGAUACCACAACGUCACGCUUAUUUUGGUUUCUACAAGUUUUCCGAUCGGAUUGUGAGCCUUAAGAAUAAAAACAUCGGUGAGAGGACGGGUCUUUACAGCCAUUUAGACUUUUCAGGGGACUUUUUCUGUACAAAUUGACAUUUUGGGACAAACGCUUAUUCGCAUUCUUUCUCACACAACCACCACAGGCCAACUAAAGAGAGACAAAAUAUGACAAACCCAGACAAAAAAUUACAUUAGCAAUAGUAUUUUUAUGAGAACCAGGGAAGAUUUGUUUUUUUUUGUUUUUUUUUAAUUUGUUAUUAUUUUUAAGUAUUAAGGCAACACUCAAUAGAGAAUUCCAAAGAUAAAGUUGAAAAUAGAAGCAUGAAGUUGUAAUACUGUAUUUGCAGCAGGAAAACAAAGAAUUAUAUGAAGAUUAUAAUUACCAGAGUUAAGUCAAAACAAUAUGGGAAUAAAGUUGGCAUAUUAUGUGAGGGAGGGAAAAAAAAAUAAAAAAAUAAUCACAUUUAAUAUUAGUCUCCAUAAUGUUGUUCUUGGAAAAGAACUCCAGACGCACAGGUCUAAGUUGCAUCAACAUUUGUGUGGGAAUUUUGACAUUGACUCAAAAAACAGCAUAUUUGUCAUAUUACAGUAUUGCUGCUUAAUUCUUGUAACAUUGUGACAUUUUAAUUUGGUAAUUUAUAACGUAAUUUUCCUAAUUGCUUUUUUUUUUUUUUUUUUUAUUUACAAAAAAAAAAAAAACAUCUAUUCUUACAAUGUUAUUACGGCUGUCUCCUGAUACUUUAUGCCAACUUUUUUUUUUGUUUGCUGCUUUUUUUCCAGUGUGAUCCAGAUACUAUACUUUUGUAUCGGGGGACCCCUGAUCCCCCCCCCCCCCACACACACAAUAGUGAAGUGUAUUUGCUUUCAUUUCCUUUUUACAAUACAGUGACAAAAUCCAAGAGAGUAGUACGCAUGCAUUUGAGUUGCCAUGGCAUUGAUACUUAUUGAAGCUGUCAAAAGGUCAACUAUAUUGUUGUUUAAAGGUUGAUUACAAACAACAAUUUUGAGCCUGAACUCUUAUCACAACGGUGACAUUUUGCCAUAAAAGAUUUGGAAGGAUGUUCAUCAUAUUUUACAUUAAUAAGCUUGUUAGUGUCCAGGGCAACACGAUCAUUCAAUAACGUUUAAUGAGUGGCCAGAGGAGGAUGUCGCAAAACCUUACAAAUCAUUGAAACGUCUUCAUUUUGUAUCUUUACAAAUGAAAUUAAGAUGCAACGUGUUUUUUGAAUUCCGUGAGGCUUUUUUUGUGUGUGUUACUUUUCUAAUGAAGCCUCAUGGACAAGAGAGUCAAUGGGCUUUUUUCCCAAAAUGUCAAAACAUGCUAAAAAUGGUUGGACGCUAGCAAAAAAAAAAGAUGGAGGGAUUUGUUUUGCUUUGUUUUACAUUUUUUAGGCAUAGAACCCCCACCUUCUGAGCCUUAUGCAAAAAUAAAGAAAAGAAACAAGUGAAAGCUGCAGAUGAAAAAGUGCCAUUAUGCUGUGGGAGUUGAGCAGCUAAGAUCAGGUAUGAGCAGAUCCCAGAUCAGCCAGUCAACGGAGUACAACCUGGCCUACUACAGUGUUACGUAGUACAACCAGAGCAUCAUUUUGGAAACGUAUUUCUUCAUUGGAGCAAGAAUUAGCACACAUGACUUCUAAUUGUUGUAAUUGUUUUUCUGCCUUCUCUAAGCUUGUUCAGUGCACUUGUUCAACACACAGCGAUCAAACGUCUCUUCAGGUAACGUAGGCAAAUUCCAGGAGUUUAAUUCAACAUGUCAGUAUUAUUUUUGACCUGUUCUUUAUUAUUUUUUUGUUCAGUUUUGUUCAGUGUGUACUGUAUGUUCAGCAGUUGCAGUAUUAUUACCCCUUCCCCAAAAAGAGAUGGGUUUGUCUGUUUAGUCAUAGAGAACUUUUAUAUUUAUGUCUUAUUUUUUUAUAUUUCUUUAUGGUUUAUUUAUUACACUAUGUAGUGUACAAUACUGUAGUUUGUAUUAAUACGAUAAUAUAUUUUAGUAUGGGAAGAAAAAAGAUUCAAAGGUAACAUAACCACAAGCCUGAAACAAAUGAGACUCCGGCAUACUGAAGUGUUUUUUUUGGGGUUUCCCCCCCCCCCCCCCCCCUUCCCCUCCAACGAAUAACCCCCUCCAAGCCUGAAAAAUUGGAACCUGUGACCUCUUUGCAUCCAUGCUCAUGUUACUUUAGUUCUCCUCUCUAGUAUGAAGCUACUGAACUUUUUGAACAAAUAAUUGUAUGUCUAAUAGCAUGAGUGUGCUGUUGUAUUGAAGGAUGAACCGUAACCACCCAAACUGUCCUGUUUGCCAAGCCAAAAUAAUAUUGUUCCAAUGCUUUUCUUUUUGUGCCAACAUGUUACUUUCUACGUCAUUGUCAAGACCAUGCCCACUUUUAUAAGCCCCUCUACCCCUUAACACCCUCAUUUUUUUUAUUGUGAUUGUUUUCUUUCUUUUCCCUUUUUUAAUGACUCCCCAUCUCACAAUAAAAUACACCAA